CCACUCAAUAUAUAUACACACAGGUCUGCAGCUUUUCUCAAAUUGGUACUGUAAAUAAAUUCUUGGCAGCCUGUUCCUUCAUCAAAGCUAAGUCCCAGGAUCAGAUAGCGUUUCUCAAACUGGUUGCUAGCUCAUCAACUCAAGAUUAUGGCUGAUGAUAUGGUCGUCACGCAGCAUCAGGUGGAGGUGGAGGUGGAUGGGUUGCCAACUGAAAUGGCCAAGCACGGCCUCCUUCGCUACAACUCUCCGUUGGCACAGGUUUUCCUGAUAGGUCUGGUGUGCUUCUGCUGUCCCGGCAUGUUCAACGCGCUCUCCGGCCUCGGUGGUGGUGGUCAACUCGACCACGCCACCAUCGACAAGGCCAACACUGCCCUCUACACCUGCUUUGCCGUCUUCGGCGUUGUCGGUGGUGCAGCUCACAAUCUAUUUGGCCCACGCAAUACCCUUCUCCUAGGUGCCCUCGCCUACCCACUCUAUGCCAUGUCCUUUCUUUACUACAACCACCACCACACAAACACCUUCGCCGUCAUUGCCGGGACCCUCCUUGGUGCUGGCGCAGGCCUCCUCUGGGCUUCCCAGGGUGCCAUUCUAACCUCCUACCCACCCGCAGACCGCCGCGGCACCUACAUCUCUAUCUUUUGGUGCCUCUACAAUCUUGGAGGCGUGUUCGGAGGAUUGUUUCCUUUCUCUUUCAACUACCACCGUGGUAGCCGCAAGGCUGCAAGCGUUAACGACGGAACUUACAUUGCGUUCAUGGCCUUCAUGCUCAUCGGAGCUGCACUCACCCUCCUCAUCUUGCCGCCCAACAAGAUCGUCCGCGAUGAUGGAAGCAAGGCCACAGGGUUCGCGUACUCAGUGGCCAAAGAGGGCACUGAGAUCCUCAAGCUCUUCACCAAUUGGAAGAUGUUGCUCGUGCUCCCUGCUGCCUGGACCAGCAACUUCUUCUACACCUACCAGUUCAACAAUGUCAACGGUGUCCUCUUCACUCUCCGCACCCAGGGCCUCAAUAACGUCUUCUACUGGUGCGCACGAAUGGUAGGCUCUGCCGGCAUCGGAUACUUGCUUGACUUUGGCUUCGCUAGCAGCUGCAGGAAGAGGGGGCUCAUUGGGGUCACUAUUGUCACUGUGCUUGGCACUGCCAUUUGGGGAGGAGGCCUCGCCAACCAGCUCAGGUACAGGGAUGGACAGUGGCAAGAAGAGCUUAUUGACUUCAAGGAUGGACGACGAUACGCUGGCCCUUUUCUACUCUUCUCCAGCUACGGGCUACUGGACGCCAUGUUCCAGAGCCUCGUCUAUUGGAUCAUUGGCGCCCUAGCAAAUGAUUCGCAGAUGCUCAGUAGAUAUGUUGGGUUCUACAAUGGGGUACAGAGUGCUGGAGCUGCUGUCGCAUGGCAAAUCGACAUGCACAAGACUUCCCUAAUAACCCAGCUGAUUGUGAACUGGGCACUUAUGACUGUCAGCUGCCCGUUGCUGGUCCUGCUGCUGUUAUUGGCUGUCAAGGACUAGGAUAACGAGAGAGAUCAUAAGUGGUAUUAGGAAGGGAACAUUAUAUUGGGAUGAUGCCCAAAAUAAGUCAAUAAUAACAUCUUAACAACAACGGCAUGCACAGUUUGUAACAUCAAGAAUUGAAUAAAGUAUCUCCAUCGUUUCUUGUUCAACACAUAUCAUUUUGGAGGCAUCUAUGUGUUGAACUGUGAAGCAUUCAAGUUAGGCGUUCUUUGGCUGUCAUGGAUGAUAUAGGAAGAUUCAGUUUGUUCAUUGGACUUGGAGAACACGGUAAGGAGGGAAAUACUAGGCUAUCUGCAGUUCCGCACCAACAACAGCAACCACAAAGCAUGUAAAACAAAAAAGGGCAUUUGUUUUCCGCGCGGUCUCUAUACAGAGAAGGACAGAUGGCCUAGCUCGAGCCUGUGGUGAUGCAGUCUCAAGACUUAGGACGACGGAGAAGCGCGGUGGCGUGUGCAUGCCGUCUCACUUCACUUGGUUGAAGAAGACGGCGGCGGAAGCCUGUGCUCGGGUCAGGGAGGGAGCAAGGGAAAAAAAAUUUCUGUGCCACCACAGCACACGGUGCCAGGUCGGACACGGCGUAGACCGCUACCGUGUGUGUCCCAAACUCCAAUCCAAAUUAAAACACUUGCUGCAGGCAUGCGGCUCCACAUGGUGUUGGACUCGGCUCUCCUCAGUUUAAAGCAGUUGCAUGGGAUACCAAUGUGCCCGUUUUUUUU
Messenger RNA from Sorghum bicolor (sorghum), 2225 nucleotides. RefSeq names its product UNC93-like protein 1. The record is from RefSeq and is a predicted model, not a curated record. Bases 148 to 1506 code for a protein of 452 amino acids. The transcript is spliced from 3 exons. Lineage: Eukaryota; Viridiplantae; Streptophyta; Magnoliopsida; Poales; Poaceae.